This is a messenger RNA of Bradysia coprophila, 2481 nucleotides long. Its product is annotated as hexamerin-1.1 pseudogene. The record is from RefSeq and is a predicted model, not a curated record. Lineage: Eukaryota; Metazoa; Arthropoda; Insecta; Diptera; Sciaridae.
GGCAUAUAUCUUCACCUUCAAAUCGAAAAAUAACAAAACAUCCACACACAUACGGCAUACACCAUUCAAUCAUAAUAUAUCAACAAUAAUCGGUGGAAGGAAAAAAAAUUGUUUACCGAAAAUGAAACAUAAGGCGCGAGAUAAUAGUACAACAAGGCGAUAAACAAAUUUGUAUAAAAGGCAAAGUAAAUUUCUAAAUUUCAUCAGUCAAUAUGAGAUCGAUCUCAUUGUUAGUAUUAGCUGGGCUUGUCGCCUUGUCUUGCGGAUACCUCGUACCCGAAAGAAAGGUUAAAACCUACGACACCGACACCGACUUCUUAUACAAACAGAAAGUCAUCUUGCAACUCUUGCAACAUGUACACCAGAACGAUAUUAUGCUGAAACAGUGGGAAGAGGCGAAAUUAUGGAAAUUCGAAGAAUUCUUAUACAAGAAGGUUGAAGUUGUACGUGAAUUCGAGUACUUCUGGAAGUUUGGCCGUCUAUUGCCGAUGAACGAAAUUUUCAGCAUCUACAAUGACUAUCAUCGUGAACAAGCCGUUGCACUGUUCCAUCUAUUCUACUAUGCCAAGGACUUUGAAACUUUCUACAAAACAUUGGUGUGGGCUCGUUUCCAUGUUAAUGAAGGCAUGUUCAUCUAUGCAUUGACCGUAGCUGUUUUGCGUCGUUCAGACACUCGUGGAAUUGAAUUGCCAGCUCCAUACGAAAUCUAUCCGUACUACUUCUUCAACACUGAAACCAUUCAGAAAGCACAGAACUACAAGAUGCAAGGAUUCCUUGACAUGAAGAAAGUCGAAGAUGUACACACCAUCAUCAUCCCAACCAACUAUACUGACUACGAUUACUACAUGACCAAUGUGGAAAACAAGAUCUCAUAUUUCACUGAGGACAUUGGUUUGAAUACCUACUACUACUACUUCCAUGCUGACUAUCCAUUCUGGAUGACUGGUUCCGACUACAAUAUGGUUAGAGGCCGCCGUGGUGAGCAAUACUUGUUCGUUCAUCAACAACUGCUCGCUCGUUACUAUUUGGAACGUCUUUCCAAUGACAUCGGAACUAUUCCUGAAUUCUCUUGGUACGAACCGAUCAAGACCGGCUAUUAUCCAGCUCUCCGCUACUACAAUGGAGCAUUCUUCUCCACCAGAGACAACUACUACAACAUCUACACCGAACGCAAUUAUUAUGCUGUUGAUAUUCUCACCAACUAUGAACGUCGCAUUUACGAUGCAAUCGAUCUUGGAUACAUCAUCAUGCCAGACGGAACCCAUUACGAUUUAACUAAACCCGAAUCGAUUGAACUUUUGGGCAACAUGAUCCAAUACAAUACCGACUCACCAAACCGAAGAUUCUUCGGCUAUUUCAUCUGGAUGUCUAAAUUGCUCCUCGGUGGAUCAGUUACCGGCCGUUACACACACAAAUAUGACUUCAAAGUCUUGCCAAGUGUUCUUGAACAUUACGAAACCACACUUCGUGACCCAGUCUUCUGGCAAUUGUACAAACGUAUCAUCAAGUACUACUGGCACUUCAAGGAUACCCUCCCGUACUACAAGAAGAGCGAACUUAUGUUCGAUGGUGUUAAGAUCACAAGCGUUGACAUGGGCAAAUUGGUAACCUACUUCGAUAAAUUCGAUGCAGAUAUUACCAAUGCAGUUGAUGUUGAGGUACUCGACAAGAAGAUCAGCAUUGAUAAGACAUCUGAUUUGUUCAGAUUCGGCAAAGUAUCACACUAUGGUGGCGAAGAUUUCGUUGUCAAGGCUCGCCAGUUGCGUUUGAACCAUUUGCCAUUCACAUUCAAUCUUCAUGUCUACUCCGACCGUGUUGUUAAGAGCGUUGUCCGCGUAUACUUGGGACCGAAAUACAACGAAUUUGGCCGUAUGUACGAUAUCAACGAAAACCGUGAAAACUGGGUGCUAUUGGACUUGUUCAAAUACGACUUGAUUGUUGGAGAUAACAUCAUUACUCGCGAUUCCAGCGACUUCACUUGGUAUGUUAAGGACACAACCACUUACUUCGACUUGUACAAGACCACCAUGAUGGUAAACGACAAAAAAACCAAAUGGGACGUCACUGAUUACACUGAAGGACGAUUCGGAUUCCCAGAUCGUUUGAUGUUGCCGAAGGGUAAGAAGGGUGGUAUGCCAUUCCAAUUCUACUUCAUCGUUACACCAUACACUCCAUCAACUGAUGGAUACUAUGUCGACAAUUUGCCAUUCGGCUAUCCAUUCGAUAGGAAAAUCGACGAAACAUACUGGUACACACCAAACAUGUACUACUAUGAUGUCAACAUUUUCCACAAGAAGGAAGUUGAAGUCAAUACCAUUCACACAAUGAACUAUUGAUGAAAAACACUGCCACUUACAUUAUGCCGAAACCCAGAGUGAGAUUCAAAGGACUUGCUAGUUUUUAUUUCAAUUUUGUAAAAUAGAGCUAGCCUUGCUCUUAGAGCCUUUUGUCAAUAAAUUAUUUUAGUAGAAGUAGAAAUGA